CGUCCUGUCGCAAUGUGGAUGCUGGAAGGGUGGUGUUGCACCGCCACUAGAUCCAAUUGAGGAACCCCCACUGGGAGUUCCAGUGCUGUCGCGUGACUCUCGCUGCCCCGGCGAGUUCAUGGUUCUCUGGUACGUCGGCUGGACACAGUUCAGACUACUGGAUAUCCAAUUGGGGACCCUUGUUGUCAGUGAGCAUCUGUUUUGUAUAAUGCCAGUAUGAGGAGACGUUAAAAUCGUCGAGCACUGCCGCACGAACGUAACGGAGAUUUUCGAGUUGCACAAGAUCAUCUUGUUGGCCGAUCCCCUUCACCGUUCACUUAGCGUUUCUCUCUUCCCGCUGGAAGCGAAAAGAAACUAUUCGCGAAAAGGGCGCAGAAAAACAGAAAAAUGACGGCGGAACACAAAACACAAACACGUCGCUGGUUUGGCUGCUGCUUGGGAAUGCUGCGAAAGUGGUGGGCAUGUAGAGGCGCCGAUAAACGGCUACGUAACAGAAGCAGCGAAAGAGAGAUGGCGCGAGAGCGCGCGCAGCAAAUGCGAAUGUUUGGGAUAAAAGGGAUAGCAAAAGCAAAUAAGGAGCAUUCAUUGGAAUGCGCAAUUCUAAUUGGGAUUAAACAUAGCGGGCGGGCAACAGUUGUUCUGCCCUAUGCCAAUUGGAAAUGUGCUAAAUGCACGUUUGGCAAUGCGCAAGUGUAUCGAUAACUCGCGGAUGGUUGGCAACACUGCUGGUCGGACGGAACAGCCGGCCGUCAAAUAUUUUUUCCCAACAUUUCACUAUUUUCACGAUCGUGUUACGGCACUAAACUCGGUUGAUAAGCACGGAGAGAUCUGGCUGCGGGUCUGGUGAAAUCCACAGAACAGACGGAACCCAUAUAGUGCCGCCCUUCAUUGGUUUUAUCUCAAGUACGACGCGAUAAGAUUUCGAGCAACUCGAUCGCAGAUCUUCCGAAAAAAAACAUGAACUCCAUCCUGAUAACCGGCUGCAAUCGAGGAUUGGGUCUGGGCCUGGUCAAGGCACUGCUCAAUCUUCCCCAGCCGCCGCAGCAUCUAUUUACCACCUGCCGGAAUCGCGAGCAGGCAAAGGAGCUGGAGGAUCUGGCCAAGAAGCACUCGAACAUUCACAUCCUUGAGAUUGAUUUGAGAAAUUUCGAUGCCUAUGACAAGCUUGUCGCCGACAUCGAGGGCGUGACCAAAGACCAAGGGCUCAAUGUGCUCUUCAACAAUGCCGGCAUAGCGCCCAAAUCGGCCAGGAUAACGGCAGUCCGGUCCCAGGAGCUGCUGGACACCUUGCAGACCAACACGGUGGUGCCAAUAAUGCUGGCCAAGGCGUGUCUGCCGCUCCUAAAGAAGGCGGCCAAAGCGAACGAGUCGCAACCGAUGGGCGUGGGCCGUGCCGCCAUCAUCAACAUGUCCUCGAUCCUUGGCUCCAUCCAGGGCAACACCGACGGCGGCAUGUACGCCUAUCGCACCUCCAAGUCGGCCUUGAAUGCGGCCACCAAGUCGCUGAGCGUCGAUCUGUAUCCGCAGCGCAUUAUGUGCGUCAGUCUGCAUCCUGGCUGGGUGAAAACCGACAUGGGUGGCUCCAGUGCCCCCUUGGACGUGCCCACCAGCACUGGCCAAAUUGUGCAGACCAUCGGCAAGCUGAGCGAGAAACAGAACGGCGGUUUCAUCAACUACGAUGGCACUCCGCUGGCCUGGUGAACGAUGACGGUGCUAGGUGUAGCUGCAUUUUCAUUCUAUUUGUUAAUUGUUGUUGAAUAAACUGAACUCUUGAGUUUCCUUUCUGGCGCUCCAGCAGCCCCUUCAUUGGCA
Drosophila erecta is the source of this 1812-nucleotide messenger RNA. RefSeq names its product C-factor (gene sni). The record is from RefSeq and is a predicted model, not a curated record. The transcript has 3 exons. The coding region runs from base 958 to 1701 and encodes 247 amino acids. NCBI's taxonomy places the organism in Eukaryota, Metazoa, Arthropoda, Insecta, Diptera, Drosophilidae.